AUUCAACAUGGUGCUGCGGCCGGGGGGCGCACGAGCCGACCGGGGGCCGGGCGAGCCGAGGCGAGGGGCCCGGGCGGCCGCAGGCCUGGGAGUUGCGGCGGCGGCGGCGGCGGCGGCGGCGCGGCGGGGCCGGGGCAGGCGGGGCCGCGUGGGGAGGGGGAGGUCUGUGUGGUGGCUUGUGGAGAGCGGGGUGACAGCGUGGAUCCGGGCCGCGGCUCCGCGGGGCCCUCGCACACAUUCACGCGCGGCGGCGGCGGCGGCGGCCCGGGCGUCCCCGGGCACAGGCUCCGGCGGCAGCCGAGCCGCUGCGCGCCGCCCGCCGGCCUGCCUGCCUGCCCGCCAGCCUCCCGUUCUCUGCUGCCGCCGCCACGGCCGGGCCGCCAGCGCCGCACAGCGCCCCCCGAGGGCCGGCCGCGGCACUGCGCCUGGCUCCACACGGUCGCGGCGGCUCCUCGCGGGGAACAAUAGACUCGGCUCGCCCGGCUUAGGGUUCAUCUGCAAUGUGCAGCACAUUUCACACGCACACAAAGCGGGCGGAAAGGGGGGCGGCGCGGGGAAACGGCCACUACCGGUUGUUCCGGGCUUAGGGGUGGAGGCGAUGUUCGCGUCCCCGGCGGCGCCCGCCGGGCCUCCGGCCACACUGAGAAGCAGGCUCGCUCGGCGCAGCCCCGGCGGCCGCGGACGAGUCCGCUCGCCCCCUCUGGAGACGUUGCUAGCGGGAGGCGUUGGCCUCCGGGCUUCAUCGUGCUAGCACGAAGCCCGCCGAGCACAUGGUCCAUGAUGGGGCCGUAAACUCACUUUGACAAACUGUAGGAUCGAAUAGGCUGGAAACUGCCUGCCCUACUUUUGUGGAGCUAGAGUAAGGCUUUUCACUCGUCCUCCCUUUUUUGGUCGGUUUGGUGCACCGAACCCGGAGGUACGCAAACGGUAAUCGCGCCUGUUGGGAAAUAACCUCCCAACUUUGAGAAUAACACUGCUUAGGUCUUUUUUUGCACUAGUAUCUGAAAAAGAGGGCAAAAUGUUUUUCCCUUUCAGUUUAAAAAAAAAGAAAAUGUGUACAUAGGGAAUUCAAAAUUUGUAUCUUUUUUUUUUUUUAGUACCACUUAAAUUUGCAUUUACCCGGGUGUUGGAGCCCUCCCCGGUCUGCAAAUGUGGAGAGCCUCAUGCUUCUCCUUUGGUCUACUAGGAUUCCCAUUUUAGAGACAGCCACCAGUGGCAAAGUCACUAGCCCAAGGUCACAAGCUGUAUUUUCUUUAUCCCUGUUUGCACGGAGCAGCCUGACUCCCUGCAUUUUCCGACCAGGAAUUCUUGCCAGGUCAGUAGGUGUGGGAAGGGCCAGGAUGGCAGACUGGAAGCUACUUGAAGCUGUAUACCCUUAACCGGGUUUGAAAAAAUGGGGAUGACCUUUCUGCGGGGACAGCACACACAUGGAGCAAGACAGCUGCCGGGCAGACACGUGAAGGAAUGUUCAGACACACACAUGCUCCAAAAGAGAUGUUCCUGGGAACAAUGAGAUGCUUGUUUCAACUGAAAUUAACUGAGAGAGGAAAGAGGGUGCCCAGCACCCGCUCCGGGUGUGUUGAAAGAAGCGCUGGUGUGGAGCUGGAGGGCAGGCAAACAGCCUGCUGUGUGAAGCCUUGCAUCCGUCAACAAAUUUAUUCAUUCCCUUUGGCCCAUGCUGUUCCAAGCACCUCACUUGAAGAAGUAGCUGGAGAUGUAAAUAAUUGUGAGCGCUAAAAAGAGGUUUAUAGUCUGUUGUCCUUCACUGUGUUUAAUACGUCAAAUGUCUGACGGUAGUGGCCAAGUGAAUGGCCACUUGCUGCUGCAGUUGUCAUCUGCAGCCAUUGCAACUUAAAAAUCGACAGAGCUUAUAAACUGCAAAUACUGAUAUAACCGUGUUUAGCAACAUAAACAUUUGUAUCAAUUAUGUGGAAAAAUGCAAAAAAAAGGGUUGAAGGUAAUGUGUCAAUAUGUAACAGUUGUGCGUGCUUGGGUUAUAGACAUUUUUCUUUAAAAAAAAACUUUUUCUUAGUAAUCGUUUUAAGUUUUCCAAAUAAAUUAAAAAUAUAUAAAUGAA
Molecule: messenger RNA, 2077 nt
Organism: Mus musculus (house mouse)
Lineage: Eukaryota; Metazoa; Chordata; Mammalia; Rodentia; Muridae
Product: predicted gene, 38469
Exons: 3
Coding region: 8-751 (247 amino acids)
Source: RefSeq, a predicted model, not a curated record